AUGGCCAAUCCUAGAGGUACUACUGUUAUUAAUGGGACUUUCCACAGCCCCAAGACUCAGCACAGCAAAUGGCAAAGCACUGAUGGUGUGAAAAACGGAAUCCCAAAAGAAGCCCAGCAAAAUAGGAAGCCACGUUUUUCUGAUAAGCCCAUCUUUGAGUCCUAUCCGGAACCACCACUUUAUGUCUUGGUUUUGACUUACAUGGGAUAUGGAAUUGGAACCUUAUUUGGCUAUCUCAGAGACUUUAUGAGAAGCUGGGGAAUAGAAAAAUGCAACGCAGCUGUAGAGCGAGAAGAACAAAAAGAUUUUGUGCCGUUGUAUCAGGACUUUGAGAAUUUUUAUAAAAGGAACCUUUACAUGAGAAUCAGAGACAGCUGGAAUCAGACGGUUUGCAGUGUCCCAGGGCCCCACAUUGACAUAAUGGAGAAAGUGUCUGAUGACUAUAACUGGACAUUCAGACACACUGGAAAAGUUAUUAAAGAUGUUAUCAACAUGGGCUCCUACAACUAUCUUGGGCUUGCAGUCAAAUACGAUGAGUCAAUGAAGACGAUAAAGGAUACUUUAGAAAAGUAUGGUGUAGGUGUAGCCAGCACCAGACAUGAAAUGGGUACCUUGGAUAAGCACAAGGAACUGGAGGAGCUCAUGGCUAAGUUCUUGAAUGUAGAAGCAGUGAUGACCUUUGGGAUGGGAUUUGCAACCAACGCAAUGAAUAUCCCUAUACUUGUUGGGAAGGGAUGCCUUAUUUUAAGUGAUGAGUUAAACCACACGUCUAUCAUCCUGGGAGCUCGACUCUCAGGUGCAACCAUAAGACCCUUCAAACACAACAACGUACAGAGCCUAGAGAAGCUCCUGAGAGAAUCCAUCAUCAAUGGCCAGCCUCGCACAGGCCGAGCAUGGAAGAAGAUCCUCAUCCUAGUAGAGGGCAUUUACAGCAUGGAAGGUUCCAUUGUGAAUCUGCCUCAGAUAGUGGCUCUAAAGAAGAAAUACAAGGCUUACCUCUACGUCGAUGAAGCUCACAGUAUUGGUGCUACGGGCCCCAAUGGCCAAGGUGUCAGAGACUUCUUUGGACUGGCCCCUGAAGAUGUGGACGUAUACAUGGGGACAUUCACCAAAAGCUUUGCGGCCUCGGGAGGCUAUAUAGCUGGGAAAAAGGAACUUGUGGAUUAUGUUCGGGUUCACUCCCAUAGUGCUACUUACGCGACAUCCAUGAGUCCCGUGAUAGCAGAGCAAAUCAUCCGAUCCUUGAAGAUUAUUAUGGGAGAAGAUGAGAACCACGGAGGUCUGCAGAGAAUACAGCAACUUACAAGAAACAUAAAAUACUUCCGACAGAGGCUGAUAGAGAUGGGAUUCAUCAUCUACGGAGAUGACCACUCUCCCAUCAUCCCUGUGCUCCUGUACAUGCCUGCUAAAGUAUCUGCUUUUGGAAGACAUUUGCUUAAGAAAAAAAUCGGGGUGGUGGUUGUUGGUUUUCCAGCCACUGCCCUGGCCGAAGGUCGGGCACGGUUCUGCCUUUCAUCAGCACAUACUCGGGAGAUGUUAGAUAAAGUUUUGGAAGUCGUUGAUAAACUCGGCGACCUCUUGAAUGUGAAGUAUUUCCCAUACAAGAAGUCUGGUCACCCUGCCCUCUACAAUGAGAAGAGUUUUGACAAAGAAGCAAGCUUUGAUGAGAUGAGCAUUGAGCCUGAAGCCUAAGUUUCCCGGCUCUGAGUGGGAUGAAAGACU
This is a messenger RNA of Microtus oregoni (creeping vole), 1722 nucleotides long. It is a transcript of the gene Sptlc3, whose product is annotated as serine palmitoyltransferase long chain base subunit 3. The transcript is spliced from 12 exons. The record is from RefSeq and is a predicted model, not a curated record. Gene Ontology annotation, biological process: sphingosine biosynthetic process; ceramide biosynthetic process. Gene Ontology annotation, cellular component: serine palmitoyltransferase complex. Bases 1 to 1692 code for a protein of 563 amino acids. Lineage: Eukaryota; Metazoa; Chordata; Mammalia; Rodentia; Cricetidae. Gene Ontology annotation, molecular function: serine C-palmitoyltransferase activity; pyridoxal phosphate binding.